Molecule: messenger RNA, 297 nt
Organism: Miscanthus lutarioriparius
Lineage: Eukaryota; Viridiplantae; Streptophyta; Magnoliopsida; Poales; Poaceae
Source: the annotation of a GenBank genome assembly
AUGGCUACUACCUCACACACUGCCAUUGUUGUGAUCCUAUACUUGCUUCUGUUGGCAUCAGCACAGUCGUCUCUCGUGCACGCUAGGAUGAUGUCAAGUGAUCAUCUACAUGUGUAUGCCGAGGACAGCAGUGCUAGCACUGGUGCUUCUUCAUCGUCGAUCUCCCAAGAUAUGCUACUAGUGUUCAUGGCUUCGUCAACUACUCCUGAGGCCGAGAUCGCCACCGCUAAUCGUAGGUGGAUCAUCCAGGUCGUGGAGGGAUCGGUUCUGAGCCCUGGCUUCGGCCACCAUGGUUAA